UUUUUUUUUAAUUGUUUUCACGAGAUAACGGAAUAAUUUUAUCGAGAUCUCGAGAAAACGAACUUUGUUUUCUCGAGAUAACGGAAUAAUUUUAUCGCGAUCUCGAAGAAACGAAACUUAACCUUUGCUCCUGGCGGGCUUGCUAUCAUAAAUCACAGUAUCUGAUGACAACGAUACUAACUUGAAACCUCCUGUGAUACGUACAGAAAUCCACACCAUGGAUCCGUUCAUCAUUGCACUUAAAGAAAGAGGGAUACCGGAGGAGAACCUACACCAAAUGGCACAAGACAAGGUGGACCUGGAUGUUGUCAGAUUGAUGGAUGAUGACACACUUUCAAAAUAUAUUCCUCAUUUUGGAGACCGUGUAUAUGCAAGAAAUUGGACAGAUUCAUCUUCAGCAGCUUCAAACAAUGAGGAAAGGAAAAGGAAACUCAUAGAACGUCUGCGAUCAAAAAUGAAACUUCCAAGCUUGCACCCAGCAACAGCAGGUUCACAAAGUAAUCCUCGCCGAGCAGUUGGUAAAGGGAACAAGAAUGCUGAACGAAAAACAAGAAAAAUAGAACUGGGUUGGAUGGUGUAUCAAAAUGGUAACUUUAAACAAGUUAGACGACCAACUGGUGGGGGCACAAGAGAGCUCAUUGUCAGUAAAGAUGAUACUGUGAACAAAAUUUUAGAAGAUGGGAAGCAAAUAUUCUUUCCUAAGGGGAAAUCAUCUAAAGGAAGAGUUGAAGACUUUGACUUCUCUUUAUGUAUUAUGGGCUCAGAGGAGCAGUUAGAUGCAACUCUCACAGUUGGCAGGUUGUAUGAUACAACUUAUCAUAAAUUACUCAGGUUAUACAUUUGUUCAAAACCCAAAAAAAGUAAUGAUUCAGCAAAACAGGCCAAAUCACCUGAGAGAUUUGAGACAGCAUUGGCACCCGCCCAGCAGGAUCUAUCUCCCAUAUCUUCCUCCCAUAGCUCCCAUAGGCCUUUUACUUCCAGUCCAUUAAUGACUGCAAUUUUACCAUGUUACCACCACUUCAACAUUUGAUCAAGAAGUUAUUUUCCUUGGUGAUGAUGGAAACUUGUCCUUGGAUGUUCUCUGUGACACUUUGAUUUAUCAACCUGCCCCUGAACAACAGGAAUCAGAAAAUGAUAUUGAAGUGAUUGAAGACAAAGAAAAUCAGAAAGAUGAAUCUACUUUUGAGCAAGUAAUUUCCAGCUCUGCUGGUGAUAACACAGAUUGCAGAACAUUGCAUAAUAUGAUAGAGAUUGUUGGUGAACCUGUAACUGAAGUGCAACCUUCCGAACAUACACCCACAAAUAGCAACUCAGCUGCUUCAUCCGAGAGCCCAUCAUCAGUACCUGAUGUCAUAAAUCCAGAAGUAAUGUCAAACCAUGCCUCCCCAAAUACUUCAUCUGCAUCUUUCUAUGACAAUGCUGAGAAUAUAGCUGAGAAGCAAACCAUUUCUAUUCGCAAAGUUCAUUGUGUGUCUGACAUGAUUCAGACAUUUUCAGAUGAGAACAUACUAUAUGCUAAUAUAACAUUUGAG
Molecule: messenger RNA, 1532 nt
Organism: Erpetoichthys calabaricus (reedfish)
Lineage: Eukaryota; Metazoa; Chordata; Cladistia; Polypteriformes; Polypteridae
Exons: 3
Coding region: 218-1030 (270 amino acids)
Source: RefSeq, a predicted model, not a curated record